This is a messenger RNA of Cinara cedri, 8564 nucleotides long. Lineage: Eukaryota; Metazoa; Arthropoda; Insecta; Hemiptera; Aphididae. The record is from the annotation of a GenBank genome assembly.
UGCAGGCCGGGAGAAAACUAAAGGUCCGCGUAGGUUUGUUCGCGGCGAUAAAGCUCCCCAAUAUCAAAAUACAUCGCUUACGGUACACUUCACCUGAGCGGACUGUUCGAAUUUGCUGCUUUAUUAAAAAUUUAGUGAAAACGUAAGUAAACGAAAUGAUAAUAUAAUAAUGUAGUGUUUUCUUUUUUUUUUUUUUUUAACGGAAACAAUAAUAAUUAUUUAGCGUGUUUUUAUCACGACAUAUUAUUAUAAUAUGACAAUAAAAUAAUGUAUAUAUUAUAGUAUAGUAUUCAGUAGACCUACAUCGAAAUAUAUUUUACAUAUUAAAAAAUAUAAUAAUAACUUAAUAUCUAUACAGUUGUAAACAUAUUAUAUUAUAAUACGCUAAUCGUUCGUUUUUUUUUUUUAAAUAUUAGCUUUUUUUUUUACGAAAUAAAAUUUGUCUUCGUUUUUUUUUUCUAUUAUUAUUAUUUGAAAGAAAAUGAUCGAUUUCGUAUACUAUUGUACAGUUUAUAAUAGUAACUAUGCAGGUAUAUAGUUAAAUGGUUUAUUUUAUGUAGUGAAUCGAAAGUUGCGUAAAAUAUUGAUAAAAUUAAGCACAAAUGCAUUAAUCACUAUUUUUCCGGUUUGCUAAAAAUUUUAAUUUUAAUUGAGUUUAUUUUACAACGAAAACGGUACAAAUGAUGUAUCCAAAAAAUUAAAUUUAGGAAAGAAAAGCGCCGCGAUAAAAAAAAAAAAAAACAAAAAAUACGAGAGAUGACAAAAUAUCCGGAAACAAAAAUGAAUUAAAUUAAAUUUAUAAAGCUACAUACAAUGUUGGUUAAGCAAAAUAGAAUAUUAUACCUAGGCACCUUAGAAAUCAGUUUAAACUGUAGAUUUUUAGUUCGCUGUACGAACAUUCUCAUUUUUCAUUUGUAAUUUUGUGAAAUUUAACGAAAUACAUUUCAAGAACAUUAGGUAUAUUACAUAUUAUUAUUAUUAUUAUUAGGUUUUUUUUUUUUUUUUAUUAAGUAAAAAGGCUUCGACUUCUAAGGACAGUAACCAAUAAGUUAUACAAUAAGUAGUAAAAUAGUUACAUAAUGUUGACAAGGUAUAUAAGGCGAAUAUAGGAGUACAUAUUAACAUAAGAACAUUUUAUUUCAAUUGGUUUAUAAUAUAUGAUUAGCGAAGACAACCAAAUUUAAAAUAGCAUCCGUGUUGACGUAUUAUUAUAUCGUCUAUUAGAUAUUUGGUUACUAAGUAAUUUCUUUCGCUUUCGAUAAAUAUUUUUAAACAUAGGUACAUCUGCUUAUAGUUUUUUAAUAAAUAAUUUUCAGUUUUCAAUCACAGUGAAAAUAAUUUAGCAACUUAAUAAAAAAAAGAAAAGAAUACUAUAGACAUUCACAUAUAGAAAUAUUUUAGUAAGUAAAAUUAAAAGUAUUUAAACGAAUUCGGUAAAUCGAAUUAUUAUGCUGUGCAUUUAAUACUAUAUUAUCAUCAAUCAUAUUUUUUGAUGUUUUAAACAUAAUUUUUACUUAUAAAAAAAUAAUAAUAAUUUACCUAUCGAUUAGUUAUUGAAAUUAACAUAUUGUAAUGCGAAUUAAACUUUUUUUUUUUUUAUUUGUUCUGUUAACGAUAAAAGUAUGACGUUCGGUCCCAAAAUAUUAUUUUUUGAAAUCAUAUUUUGAACAUAUAAAAUGAAAUAAUAUUCUUGUCUGCCCGCGUGGAAGCGGAAAACGAUAAUUUUUUUUAAAUUUUAAUUUUCCGGUAAUAAUAAUAAGCUAUAUUGAGGACAAUGUAUUUUUAUGUUUGAACAAGUAAAUGCUAUGCCUACCUACUGCGGCCGGGUUCGCGGUAAAUGAACGGUUUAUCCAAUUAACCGCGAAUGGUCCAGGAACACGUGCCAAAUUAUAAAUGUUUUAGCAAAUAAUAAGGUUGAUCCAAAAUUUGUUUUCGUAAAAUCUUUACGACUCUCGUCCCCUGUGCUAAUAUAAAAAUACAUUUUACCUACCUAGCAUCUUAUUAUAGAAUACGAUUAUUUUUCGCGGGGUAAUGAUGAUAUAAAUGAUAAUAUUAACCUAAAAAAAAUAUGACAGUUCCCGGCCGUCAAAGCCGUGGAUAAAUUACUUUCAUUCGACUCAUUAAAAAUCGUACCUUUAGAUAAGCGUGGUAUUAAGUUAAUUUGACUUGCGAUCAGGACUUUCGGACGAACGAUAAUAGCGUCAACAUUUUCAAGAAAUUUUUUAAUGAAUUUAGGAUAUUUCUAUUUAUUUACGUUUUAUUUUGUAUGGGACAUCAUAUAUCGCCACACCCAGCAGUUGCGUGCCCAAUAAUUUUCAGUUUGGUGGGAUGUAACGAAUAUAAACCUUGAAAAAACCUAACCUAACCUUAGAAUUUUCUUUGCUACCCAACUCUCGACUGUAGGAAUUUAAAAUCCAGGUCUCAAAAAUCCUGCGAUUUUCCAUGCAACUUGGUUGAAAUAUAAUAUAUUACCUAUAUUUCAAGAUUAAAUUACUAAAUAAAUACUCACAGCUUGUAAUUUUAAGCCAAUCUGUGAGAAGGGACACAACCCUUAACUUUCCUCCUUCUGCACGAUACAUACGAAAUGCGAUUAUGCGAACGAUACAAACACAAUAAGACCGUCGAUUAAAUUAUAACCGAAUAAUAAUUAAUUGUUUCAAACAAUUUAGAUUUUCAUCUAAAACCAUGGACCCCGCUGUAGCAGCUAAGAUGGAAAGCGGUUGGAGCGCACUUUCGUCGUCUGACAGCAAAUCGCUGUUAAAAAAAUACCUAACGAAAGAAGUGUUCGACCAGUUAAAGGACAAAAAGACCGAAUUCGGUUCCACACUUUUGGACUGUGUACAAUCGGGUAAGAUAUUUUACACUCGCUCGAAGUAUAUUAUAGAAAAACCUAAUCCCCGUCGGUAGCGAACAAAGGUAAAAAUUUCGGAAGGUUGGGGUUGCAAAAAUAUCUUAUUUGACCUUUGUAUUGCAGGUAAAUCAAUUUAUUAAUAACAAAUUAAAGGUUAAUAUUCAUAUUUCGAAGAGGGUACGAACCUCCGAACCCCUCCAACGUUCGCUAUUGAUACCUAUUGUCUAUUCGCCACGAAUGUAGUAGCCCGAUUGUGUUGUAGAAAGGCUUUUUUUUUGUGUCAAUAAUACAUAUUAAACGAUAAUAUACUCAGAAAAAUAAACCAAGUUUUUCAAUUAAUACUCGUAAUACUUGUAUGUAAUAUCAUAAUAUAUUAUAGUACAUAUUGUACGUAUUUUGAUACUUUAUUAUUACAAGUAUACAAAAAUCUCAAUUAAUCGGUGAAAAGCUAUUGGUAUUUAAGCUUUUGGUUUGAAAACUAAAGGUUUCUUCGAUACCAAUUACAAUGAAGUAUUAAGCAAAUUAACAUGGAUUAGUACAUUUAAAUAAAACACGUAUAAUCAAAUUAAUAUAUAUUGAAUUAGAAAAAAAAAGGCACCUACGAUUCGAUUAAUAUAUUUUAUUGAUUUCAGUGUAUAAGCUUGAUUCCUCUGGAGAUAAAUAUUGUAUUAAUCUUAUUAUUACAUUUCGUAAAUCGUACUAUACAAACUGAAUAUUAUAACCAAAUGUUUUUUUAAAAGCCUCGAGAGAAAAAGAAUCGAAUCCUAUUUUUAUGAUUUUCAUAAUAGUUUUCUAAAUGAUUUUAAAAUUCAUUAAUGCCAUUGUUUUUCAAUCAGUUUGUAAAGAAUCUAGCAUUGUUUAUCAUUUGUUAAAAAAUAUAAAACUAAAUGAAAUAAAAUCGACAACAUCUAAAAAGUUUCUAAAACUUAAAGCAAAAAUGUGCGUGUUCGCUGUAUAAUUCAAUUUUUACAUUUCGUUUUAUAAAUACAUAAAAAUAAGAAUACAAAAAAAAAAAAAAUGAUCGGUUUUUCGUAAUAAACGUAGGUACUUAUUGUGUAACUGAAAAAUUAAUUUAGGUAUUGGAAAUUGGAAGAAAUCCGUUGGGUUUUAUUUUAUUAUUAUUUUUUGGCUAUCGGUAUUUCAGUUUCUCGAUUAUAUUUAGAAAAACGUACACCGUCAAUCACAUAAAAUGAUGUAUCCGCUAACGUAGACAUUGUUUUGGCAACGCCCUUGUCAUGAUGAAAAAUAAAUAACAAAAAAAGAAAACAUCAAAAAUAAUAUUCUCGUCCUAAAGUGAUUAAUGGAACGCCGGUAAAUCAAUCACAGAACAACGUUUCUUUUGUCGGUUUUAGUAGGUAUAACUCAUGGGGAAGGAACAUUUUUACUUUUUUUUUUUUUGGUGUUGGCGGGGAUGUCUCGUUCAAAUGUAGGUCACUGGGAAACCGAGCCAGACUGCUUGACGCCCUUAGGAUCAAUAUCCCGGAUUCUAAACCCGCUCCCUGCACUACCCAGCAUCACUAAAAGCUCACUCCCCCUUUCGACCGCCGCAGUACAUAUUAUAAUGUCCCUGCAUUAACCCAUUCAAGGUUGGUGUAUCAUAGUCUCUUGUCGGCAUUUAAAAUGUACACUUACACUAUCGUAAGAAUACAAAAUAAUAAAUAAUAAACAAAUUACGGUUCUCAGACCCAUUAUAGUGUACCUUUGUGGGAUACCCUGAAUUCGAAAAAACUAUUUAAAUUAUAUAUUAUUAUACCGUGCGUACCUAGUACCUACAUUAGGAAUAGCCAAGGUUAAACGUUCUUAUGAACAAAAAAUCAAUAUUAUGGGCAUCAAACACGACCAUUUUACAUGCAAAUUAUCGUUAUCAUUUUCCAGGGUGUAUCUGGAAACAAUGCCGGUUGUAGACGUUGUAAUAUCCUGAGGAAAACUAACGUUAAUAAUAGUUCAUAAUAAUUAAAAUGUUAUUCAUUAAUUGAGUAAUAGUUGAUUAAUUAAUUUCUUCUCCAGACCUACCUGCGAUUACCUAUCUAUACAGGGUAGAUUCUACACUAUUUCAUUCUUCCAAUGUGCUCGGUAUUUAAGAAUUUGCGUAUAGUUAAUUUUAGCGACAUUUUUGACAAAAAAAAAAAAAAUUAUCAAUUUUAUAAUAUUCAUAUUUACUCUCAAAUAAAGCGAUCCUGCGGGACAUUUAUCACAAGUAUAUUUAUAAGUAAUUAUGCAAUUUGUUCACGCAAAACCAAAAACAAAGAUCCUUUAAAUUGCAGAUUUUAUAAAAUAUUACCUAUAGUAAUCUAACCUAACCUACGAUAUGGAAACAAUAUUUCCGAGGUAAACUCAUAUACGUUUUGUGUUACCUAUAACACGAAUACAAAAUUAAAUGGUUUAAUUUUUAUAAAUCUCCGUAUCUUUUUUUCCAAUUGAUCUUCUAAAAAAUAGACAUUUUCAUGUACCUAAAUCAUUUAAAUUUUUUUUGCUUAUGUCCAUUUAACGUUAUACGUGUUUUUACCAUAGAUAAUUUGUCCAUUCUUCCAAUUACUUUAUGCACAUUUAAUACUAUUUUUCUUAAUAAUUUAUAACAUUAUUAUAAUAAAACACCGAUAAGAUGUUUACAACACUGCAGAUUUAAAUUGUUCGUUUUAUAUUUUACCUGAAAUAUUUGGUUUAAAAUAUUAUUUAGGGGUUCCCAUUUAGAAAUUCAUUUGUUUUACGUUGUUUAAAAUAAUUUAUUUUAUUUUAGGAUUCGAAAACCACGAUUCGGGAGUCGGUAUCUAUGCUCCAGACGCUGAUUCGUACACAGUAUUUGCGCCCAUUUUCGAUCCAAUCAUCGAGGAUUACCAUAAGGGUUUCAAGUCUACAGACAAACAUCCCGAAAAAGAUUGGGGUGAUGUGAACACACUUGGUGACCUGGACCCACAGGUAACAAUUUAGAAAAAAAAAAAUGAAUGCCACGAGAUUUUUACACACGUAUUUUUUUAUCAAAAGGGCAAAUACAUCAUUUCUACAAGAGUACGUUGUGGUCGUUCACUUCAAGGAUAUCCGUUCAAUCCUUUGCUUACCGAAGCUCAAUACAAGGAGAUUGAGAGUAACGUAUCUUCUACACUGACGGCACUUUCUGGAGAACUGAAAGGAGCGUUUUAUCCUUUGACCGGCAUGUCUAAAGAUGUGCAACAAAAAUUGAUCGAUGAUCAUUUUCUAUUCAAGGAAGGAGAUAGAUUUUUACAGGUGCGUGAUUCUAAAAGCACUUAGAAAAUAUAAUCAAAUAUAAAUAUUUUUCUAUUGAGUGUUUGUUUUUUAUUACAUUUUUAAAAACACACGAACAGCCUUUUUAUAUGUAUUAUAUUGUAAGUGGAGCGAAGCAGUAGCGAGGUGAACUCAAAAUUUUUAAGAGGCAAUUAUUUUACAUUAAACAUAGUACGCUAAAGAACAAAAAAAAAAAUAAAUAAAUUCCAAAAAUUGAUUAUUUUUAAUCUUUCUCCUAACUCUUUGUAUUAUAAUAAUGUACAAUGUACCAUAGAAUAAUCUUUAAAUACGAAUUUUGUAAUAAUAUUAUAUUACGGAUGUUCGAAUAGGCCGCUAACGCUUCACGGUACUGGCCAACUGGACGUGGAAUAUUCCAUAACGAGAACAAGACGUUCCUUGUGUGGUGCAAUGAGGAAGAUCACUUGAGGCUCAUAUCUAUGCAAAUGGGCGGAAACUUGGGAGAGGUUAAACAUUAAAAUAUUAUAUAAUCAGUUGAAUCGAUACUUGAACGUAGAAAUUAUUGUUCGCAGGUAUACAAACGGCUCGUAACGGCCGUAAACGAUGUGGAAAAAAGGCUUCCGUUUUCGCAUCACGACCGUUUGGGCUUCUUAACGUUCUGCCCAACCAACUUGGGAACAACUAUCCGCGCGUCAGUGCACAUUGGGUUGCCUAAAUUGGCCGCCGACAAAGCUAAAUUGGAAGAAGUCGCUGGAAAAUAUAACUUGCAGGUAUACUAAUGACACUAUGUUUAACUGUUUCACUUUUAAUUCGAUUAUACAGACAUAAUGUUAUUGGUUUGUUUGUAUCUUUAGGUCAUAAAAAUUAGACGUAUCUUAUACACAUUUUUUUUUAAAUUUUUAAUUAAAAGUUCAGGUAGGUACGUUCUUGAAAUCUAAUAGAUGUAUCUUCAACGUGUAACAUUCCAAAAUAUUACGUUUAACUGAUUUUUGUUAGACGUGCUACCAGGGUAGGGUUCAAACAUUGGGUAAAAUACAAAAAACUGUGUUUGUAUAGGUAUCUGGUAUAAUAGUAAUACUUAAUAGGUAUUAUUUUAUUAAAAAAUUGUAUAAGACUGAAUGGAACAAGGAAAUUCUUUAUUUUUAUAAAUUUUUCCAUUUGCCUUAGGUAUUUAACAUAUUAUCUUCAAUAUUCAUAGUAACAAAUGCAAUCCCCGUUUUUCCAUUACCUACCAUUUACCAAUAUACAUACACAAUUUCAUUAACAGUAUAACCAACACAUUCUGUGUAUAUUGAGAAGAACUUAUUUAUUUUGUCUGUUUUCCUAGUUUGUAUUUCUAAGGUAUGAUUUUAAAUUGUAAUUUAUAAAUUAAUAAAAAAAUAUGUUACAAAGUUGAGGGGGGUUAAAACUUAGAGGCCAUUCUUUUGGAAUCCACCGCCAUUGAUUUUUUUUAAUAAAUUACCAUUGAAAUGUUUGUCUUUAAUGUCAUUAUAUUAUUUCAUAAGUGUUAAUUAUUUUAAUCGAACAUAAUAUAAAAAAAAGAAACAAAAAUGUUUUUAUACUCGUAGGUAUUUUAGGUCAACAUUUUUAAUUUUUGUGAAAAUGUUAUAAUUAUAUCUAGUUCAUUGAGAAAAUUGUGUUUAUACAGGGUACUAAAAUCUAGAAUUAUUUUUCUUAUUUAGGUAAGAGGUACUCGUGGAGAACAUACCGACGCUGAAGGUGGAAUCUACGAUAUUUCAAACAAAAGACGUAUGGGUUUGACCGAAUACCAAGCCGUUAAGGAAAUGAACGACGGUAUUUUGGAGUUAAUCAAAAUUGAAGAAUCGUUGUAAACAUGCAAGGUCAUCAUGCAAUACAGUAGCAUGCCUACUUGUAAUAACGAUAAUAAAAUGCAAAAUCUAGUCGUAUAAAAAAAAAUAUCUAGUCAACGCUUUUUAUCUUCCACUCGUUACUAUAUUUUGUCGAAGCAAAAUAUAAUUAACGGGGUUAUAAAUUAUAGCUUAUAAAAAUAAUCAUGUAUAAUAUUAUAUUAUAAUGAGUAAAACGUAUGUGUAUAGACAAUAUAAGUUUGAAAAAAACAAUGCUAUCUUUAUCUUUUUAAAAUUAAAUUAUCGUAUUUGAUGUAUUAUCAUAGAUAAUAUAUAUUUUAAUUAUUUUCUUAUCUACUCAUCAUUUUAAUGUUAAAGUAUAAUAGCGUUUCAAUAUUCCUAAAUAAUAUUAUUAUAAUAUUCUGUUUUAAAUAUUGACGGAUAAUUUAGUCAAAAUAUGUUAUCGUCUAUAUAAUAUGAACUUAAUUCAUUUUAAAAUUGUAUUCAUGAAAUACAUAAUAUUAUUAGCUCAUUAUUGUAUAACAUUAUAUUAUGUAUAGAUUGAUAAUAUUAUAUUGUUGACAAGAAAAUAAAAACCAUCGAUCAAAAUAAACGAUAAUUAAGUUAUAUUUUACAUUGAUUGUAAGCAAUUUUGAUUCAAAUUCAGCACCCAAUGGAGUUGAUUUUUCAUUGUGAUUUUUUCGUAA